AUGGACAUUGAAGACGAUGAGGAGGUGUUUGGGCCGGCUCCACCAACGAGUACGAGUGAAACAAUCAGUGGAUUCUCUGUGCUGGCCUAUCUCAAAGAUGAAAUAGCGAAGCGAAAAGAAUCGAAAAAGAGCAGGAAGCAUAAGUCAAAGAAAUCCAAGAAGGAGAAAUCGUCGAAAAAAUCAAAGAAGGAAAAGAAGAGCAAGAAAUCCCACCGAAAGCGUCACUCUUCAUCGUCGUCGUCGAGCGUUCUUCUGUAA
Molecule: messenger RNA, 258 nt
Organism: Ostertagia ostertagi
Lineage: Eukaryota; Metazoa; Nematoda; Chromadorea; Rhabditida; Trichostrongylidae
Source: the annotation of a GenBank genome assembly